CGGCCUGUCACGAUAACAGGAAGCCCUAUUGAAGUUGAAGAGCGUGUGUGUGUUGAUUUCGUUUACUUUGUGAAAUUGAGUGGCUGCUUAUUUCAUAAUUUUAUCAUUUAAUUGAAUACCUACCAACAUGUCUUCAGUAUGGUGUGGAACUAAAAAACAAAAACUUAAUAAUUCUUAUAGCAAUCAAGUUGAUCGACCAUUGAAUGGUUACAAAGAAUCUGUAGCAAUUCCUGAUAUGUGUUACUUUUGUUUCGAUGUUUUGUAUUGUCAGCUGCACAGUAUGGACCCUCCACAAACGCCAAACUUUACAAAUGACGCAUAUCCCCUUUUUGUGACAUGGAAGAUUGGCAAAGAGCAUCGUCUUAGAGGUUGCAUAGGAACUUUCAAUGCUAUGCACUUACAUUCAGGGCUCCGAGAGUACGCAAUAACGAGUGCCUUAAAGGAUUCCCGUUUCUCUCCGAUCACUCGCGAGGAAGUGCCACGGCUGACUGUCUCCGUUUCCAUCCUGCAGCACUUCGAAGAGGCUGAACAUUAUCUGGAUUGGAAGCUGGGAAAACACGGGAUUCGUAUAGAGUUUAUCAGCGAGCGAGGCUCGAAACGUACUGCAACCUACUUACCUCAAGUCGCUACUGAACAAGGUUGGGACCAAAUCCAAACGAUCGAUUCCCUCCUCAGAAAAGGGGGUUACAAGGCGGCGAUCACCGCUGAUAUGAGACGGAGUAUCAAACUCACGAGAUACCAGUCCGAGGAGGUCUCCGCGACCUACAACGACUACAUCAACCAGCGUUGCUAGCAGAUGGCCACCCAGCCCUGUCAAGGGUUCCCAAACACCAUAUUCGCCUAUCCACCACCAUUUAUAUAUCGGACGAACGCGAGUGACAGUGCUAAUGUAGCUUCUAAGUAUACAUACAGUGUACCGAAUGACACGUGGCGUGAUACAAGUACAACGGAAAGUCAGAAUUAUGCUCAAAGUGGUUCCGGCACGCGAAAGAGGUCGAUCGUGGAUAUCGUUUAGCGUCUAAUCACUGCCAAUGACAUUCCUGUCAGGGAUACAAGGUGCCAUUAAAAGACUUCGGUAUUUCGUCUCCGGAUUUAAAAUAGAUUCCUCUAACUUGGUAGAAUAGACACGGAAUAGUGAUAGUGUAGAUGCUUUAGACCAUUUUAAGUGAAUAGGCGACGAGUCGGCAUAAGCGAGGAGGUUUCGCGUUUAUUUUGUCAGGAAAAAAAUUAUAUUAGCUGUGACAAAAGUUAUGCAAGUGAUUAUUCGUGACUGCAUUAUCGUAAAAAAAUGGAUUCGAUUUCAUUAUGGCAACUAUAUCUGGAAAAUUAAAUGAUAAUAGUUUAUAUUUGCCACUAAUUUAAUUAUCCAUUUAUUUGGCGCCAAAACUAAGCGCAAAAUUUCCUUCGAAGUUACAAUCGCUAUGUACAGACGAAAUAUCGCAGUUUUGCCUAAAGUAAUAUCGCUUUAAAUAUCAUCAGUAAAUAAUUAAGAGUGAAUUUUAGUAGUACCUACUAGAUGAAUACUUGAAUAGUCUAGGUCGAAAGUGUUUGUUCUAGUGUCUAAAUUAUGGUUAUUAUUCAUCAGGAUAUAAACGAAUGUGAGAAAAAAUUACGAGUACAUUAUUAAAUGCAAGAAUACAGGGUAUCAUCGUAAAAUAGAAAUAUAAACAAAUGACUGAAUACUGAAUUAUCUGCAUAUCUGUGGUCAACAUAACUGCACAGAUAAUUUAAAUAUUAAAGAACUGUACAAUCUUUCAUAGACAAUAAAUCUUACUCUAUGAUGUAAUAAGCUUAACAUUAAGUCUACCAAAGCUCUCUGUUUGAAAAUUGUAAACUAUGUGUUGUUUUUUAUUUCCGAUAUUUUCAUGAUUAAAAUUUUUAUUGUUUAGUUAUUCUCAAAAUUAUUAUUGUUGUUAAUUAUCUUAACUAAACUUAAAUACCUACUUUAAGUAUGUAAGUAUCUAUUAGAUUGUAUGGUUCACCUUAUUAUAAACUUUGGUAGAUAAUAAAAUAUCCUGAUGCGUAAUAAACUGACGAAUAAAGUUUGAAUGAUAAAAAAAUCAUUUCAUUAAUGUUUCAUUAUUAUUUAUCCUUGUCAUCGUGGAGUGUUUGAUUCACUUAUUAAAAUUUAAGAGCGAUUCACUAAGACCAUAAUUUUGACUUUUUCUUUUUAAAAAUUAUAGCGUCGUAUUCAUGAGAUAAAAUGCAUCAAAUGCAUAACAAAAGUGACCUAAAAGAAUAAUAAUAUUUAGUGCAGCAUUUACGUGUACAUUGACGUUUUUUCGUGUGUCGUGUUGUUAAAAUAACAAAACGAGAAAGAAUUUUCUUGUUUAAAAUCAAGUGAGCAUUUACAAAGCGCAUUCAUCACUCGUGACUACGACGUUUUCACUAAUUUCUUGUUAAAAUCUUGGAUAAGAAAAAUGGCGUGCUUAUAGUUCACAAAUGGAUGAUCGAAUAGGUGAUUCGUAAAUGUAUAAUUAUAAUUAGGUAGAUAGUAUUGAAAUAAAAUGGUUUUGGCUGAUUAAGAUAUAUUGCUUGUGUUAAUUUUUUUAAUAAUAGUUUAUCUGAUUCUAAAGGUUGUAAGGGAUUAUAUAAACUGAGGUUAAUUGAAAGUAAAUGGGUAAAAUUUGUGUUUUUUUUUGCAAAAGUUACCAUUUGUUACAGAUAUGUCUGUAUUUCCAAAAGGAAAAUGCAUGAAACAAAUAAUUUGAAAAGUACGAGUUUUUCAACGUAUAACUUACGUACCUAUUUGACACAUUUAUUGGAAUAUUUUUAUUUAUUUUCAAAUUACACAGAUAUAAUGCAAAGCAGCCACUCGAAUUGAAAUAUUUGUACUUUUAAUAAACAAAUUAAGUAGGUACUUGAUUAUAAAAGCAAAAUUACCAAUGUGAAUAUUUUUUUUUUUUUAUAAUUGAAUAGCUCUUUCAAUAUAAGGGUUUAUAAAAUUGCUCUCUUUCAUUAUUAACCUAUAGUAACUUUAACCUCAGUUCAUACAAUCAUGAUUAUUAGUUAAGUUGGUCAAUUAGUUAAUUUUUGUGAGCUUAUGAUAAUUUGACUCUGUAAGACGGUCUAACCAGCCGAUAAAUGGCCCGGUUUUCUGCGUACUUAGGUCUAUACGUUACGCUGGGAGGUAAAGAAUAUUGAACCGAAUGUUCGGCUAGUCCCCCUCCCUUGAUAAAUGACCUUUUGGCUUUUACCAUUAGGUUUAAAUUUCUAUGCGUUAGUAUAAGCGGGUUUAAGGUUACAUUCACUCUACCGUCCAAGGUACAUUUAUAUCUUCAUCGUGAAUAUUUUCGGCUAUAGAAAUCUCAAGUGAUAUAAGAUCGUAAUACGUGUUAAGGUUUGGUUCCGUUUGUAUGUUUUGUCACGCUUAUGUUAACACUACUCUUUACCUCUCAGAUUGAAGAGUUUCAGAGUGUUGUAGAAUUAAAUUAGAUUAAACACUCGGGUUCCUCAAUUAUAAUGAUAUCUCGGGGUAUAGACUUAAGUUAUCAAAGCGAAAAUUCUAAAAAAAAUUAUAUAAGAUGAAAAAAUACAAAAAAUGUAUGAAUAAGAUAUAAUUUGUUGUAGGUUAAGUAGCCGUUCUUACUUUAUCGAUAUUUUUAAUACGAAUUGUUGUUAUUUUAAUAGACGUUUACGUUGUUGGAGCGUCGAGAAUCUUUUAAAUGAUAAUAAAACAUCUGCCGCCAAUCAAA
Molecule: messenger RNA, 3695 nt
Organism: Colias croceus (clouded yellow)
Lineage: Eukaryota; Metazoa; Arthropoda; Insecta; Lepidoptera; Pieridae
Exons: 4
Coding region: 128-793 (221 amino acids)
Source: RefSeq, a predicted model, not a curated record